GUUGGAUUUUGUUACAACGAGUGAGAAAGCCAGCAGCCAAGGAAGAAUUCUGCUCGCACCAUUCGAAAGUGCUUUCCAUUUCAGUACGACGAGGUAGACGGGAAGGAAAAGGAAAGUGACUGCCACUACUCCAACCCGGACGGACUCCGUUCUCAGUUCUGCUUUUAUCCUGGUGAAAGUCCGAGAGCCGAGUAGUUGGAUUUCGAUUCUCACCACGUGAAAGUCUGUUCGUGAUGUUCGUUCCAUCGCCACUUUCAGCAGCAACAACACUUUCUCCUAGUUCUGGCUGAGACUCACAUGGGCUCUCUCGCCUUUUUUGCAUUGUGUGCUCUGUACGAGGAAGUGCAACAGUGUCAGCUGCGUUAUAUCUCUUUCCGGACCGGAAAGAAGACGUUGUUGUGGUCGCGUUCAUGGAUUUAUGACAGUCGCUGACAGAUUUGUCGGAAUUUUGAAUUUUAAUCGUGCAUACAAACCUGCAAGAACCUUCAUUGUGUGAUUAGCAUAGUUUGGAUGUGUAUGAAAAUUAACAGUCAACCAAACAUUAACGUUUUCCAUGCAUGCAAAUGUGUAAUCGGUUCAAAUCGAACGAAUUAGAUUGGAUUAUCAACGGUAAAAAUAUUCCAAAGGCUUUCCCUUGACUUUGGCCCUGAUUUAGAAGCGGAACCAUAACAAAGUUAUUCAUGCGGAUGAAGAUAAAAGGGAGGGAUACAUAACGAGAGUCAGCAAAUUGUUGGAGUGGACUUCGAGAAGGAACAACACGACAGUGACAACAAUCCAAUCGGCCAUCGAAUUUGCUGCUCAACAAUAGUGAACCAGCAAGAGGCGACGAGGUAUCGAAAAUCGACCCCCAACCAAACCCAGCAAAACAGUUAUUACCACCACCACACGAGAUCGUCUGUCAGGGAUCGAGCAGUGAUGCAUUUUCUCAGUCUCGCGAGCAUCCUUACUUGAGUCGACGAAGAAUAGAAAGCAAGAUUGGCCCACACAAUCUGAGUGAGUCAGCAAUCAACUUGCACACUUUUUGCAGUUUAAAACUUUAUCAAAACCCAAUUGUGUGUCGAAUCGAACUGUGUAACAUUUUAUAAAAACUUUUGCUCCCAACGAGUAAAAAACGGCGUAUUUGCCAUUCCCAAGUUUUAUCAACUGGAAAAUUACCUGAGAUUAUCCACGAACUCGCAACAUUUACCGUGCUAUCCUACAUUAUUACACCGUCUACGAGAUUUACAUAAUAUAAAACUUACGGUUUCAGCAGUGGCAUAGUUAUUAUACGUGCAAAUAUAUUAACUAUACUACAUAUUUCGUGGUAUAGCGAGGAACGGUUAAGUGAGACGCCUCUAUUAUCGAUUUCCAGAUACUUGCGUUAAUAAAAUAACCGCAAAAGAAUUGUGUUUCUCGAGUGAAGAAAACCCUAAAGAUCUUUCCAUUGAAAACAGUUCGGCGUGCGUGAGAACUGUACUUAUUAUUAUUAGUCGUAGUAGAGUACCUGCCAAUUCUCUGCGGUUAUUUUCCACUCUGACGACAGAUGUGCUGCUGUGAACGCAAGCAAUUUUAAUUACUGAGAACGACGAGUAACUGAAACCUUGUUGGAGAAGUGUAUGGAUGCGGAGAGUGGAAAAUAAUAAUAAAUACAUCAAACAAUUGAUCACACGGCGUCAUUAUUUUCAAUUAGCAGCGUUUCAACAGCAGUAGUUCGUAGUUGUACAGAAGGAAAGAUGGACAAUUCUUCAGGAGACAUGGUCACAUUCAUGUUUCAACUGGGCCUUGUUCGUGACUCGGCCACAGUGGAUACAUCUCUUCUCACCCUUAAAACUUUAAAGGAGGAAGCAUGCAAGUUCAUCAUGAAAAAGUUCCCAGAGCACGGACUGAGCCGAUUGAACGAGCGAUUACUUCUUUUCCGGCAUGAUUACAGCUCUACAAACAUUUUGCAGAUGAUUAACUCGGCAUCAGAGAUCAAUGAUGAGACCCUCGUCGAAAUCGUGCUUACAGCUUCUGCUCCCUCCGGAGAAGAAAGUGUCCAGAUCCGACCCCACAGUCUUUCCGUCCAUUCAUACAAAUCGCCUUCCUUUUGUGAUUGUUGCGGUGAAAUGCUAUUUGGACUUGUUCGUCAGGGCCUGAAAUGUGAAGGUUGUGGCUUGAACUUUCACAAAAGGUGUGUCUACAAGAUUCCAAAUAACUGCAGUAAUAAUUACCACGGGAAAAGACGUCGGUCCUCAACAUUCUUGGGCCUACCCCGGAGUUCGUCAGAGUCUGGCUCAAUUGGCUCGAUCAAUUCUGGUCUUUCUGAUGACAAUUCUCCUGCAACUAUUGGAGGGCUGCUUGCCCCAUCACCAAACAAUGGCAAAAGUCGGAGCAGAUCCCCUUCAUUGGGAGGAAGGCCACCUUGGGUGGAACGAGAAAUUGCUGGUCGCAUCAAAAUCCCGCAUACCUUCAUGGUCCACUCCUAUACCCGCCCAACCGUUUGUUCGUACUGUAAAAAACUCCUGAAAGGAUUCCUGAAACAAGGACUGCAGUGCAGAGACUGCAAGUACAACGUUCACAAAAAAUGCAUGGACAGAGUCCCAAAGGAUUGUGCUGGCGAAGCCCCCAAGGAUAUGGGCGAGGCGUCGAGUCAAGAAAGUUUUGAGUCUGACAAGAACCCAUCCAUCGGAAGUCGUGACAGCAAUGAAGCCUUGGAGGAUGAUUCGGACGAUUCGGGCUCUCCUCCAGCCGGAAUGUACAAGGAAGGAGCCGACAGCCCCUCGCCACACUUUCCCAAUGGCAACGUCACACCGAUACUGGUUGAAGACCACGAUUCUCCCGAAGAUCCGGUGAAGAUUAGAACUGCCAGCCCCACUCAGAGCAACAAUAUCCCUUUGAUGAGAAUCGUCCAGUCUGUGAAACACACCAAGAGACGUGGUUCCAAAGUUAUUAAGGAAGGCUGGAUGGUCCACUUUACGAACAAAGAAAACUCGAAAAAACGACAUUACUGGAGACUGGAUGCAGCUGGAGCCCUAACACUUUUCCAGAGUGAAAGCACAAGCAAAUAUUUUAGAGAAAUCCCGUUAGCAGAAAUAAUAUCAAUCGAACCAGCCAAAGCACCUCAAGGAGAUAACAUGCAUUGCUUCGAGAUAAGGACUGCAAAUGUGGACUACUACAUCGGGACACCUGAUGGAGAAGAUCCACUCUAUGGGGCAAAAGAUCUCACAAAAGCGACUCCUCCCCCAGAGACUGGUAUUGGCACACAUUUGGCAAAGUCAUGGGAAACCGCAAUUCGGGCAGCUCUCAUGCCCAUCACUCCGCAAGCCAGCAUUGCUGCCUCCAACCGAAAGGACGACGAGAGAGAAGAUCGUAUCACAGAGAUAAGCCAAAUUUAUCAAAUUUUUCCUGAUGAGGUUCUUGGGUCAGGACAGUUUGGAACUGUUUAUGGAGGUGUACAUCGAAAGACCAACCGACCAGUAGCGAUUAAAGUAAUUGACAAGUUAAGAUUCCCAAGAAAACAGGAAGAUCAACUUAAAAACGAAGUUGCAAUCUUACAAAAUAUAUCACAUCGAGGUGUUGUAAAUUUGGAAAGAAUGUUCGAAAGUCCAGAGCGAAUAUUUGUGGUAAUGGAGAAGCUGAGAGGAGAUAUGCUCGAAAUGAUUCUGUCGCGUGAGAGGCUCACUGAACGAAUUUCCAAGUACUUGAGUUAUCAAAUCCUGGUUGCUCUUAAACAUUUGCAUAGUAAGAACAUUGUCCAUUGUGAUCUAAAACCCGAAAACGUCCUCCUUUCUUCAGAUUCAGACUUUCCCCAAGCCAAGCUGUGUGAUUUUGGGUUCGCUAGAAUUAUAGGAGAAAAGUCAUUCAGACGAUCAGUCGUUGGAACUCCAGCAUAUUUAGCUCCAGAAGUAUUAAGAAAUAAGGGCUAUAAUCGGUCUUUGGACAUGUGGAGCGUGGGAGUCAUAAUCUAUGUGAGUUUGAGUGGCACGUUUCCAUUCAACGAAGAUGAAGAUAUAAACGAUCAAAUUCAAAACGCUGCCUUCAUGUACCCACCCAACCCCUGGAAAACCAUUUCCCCGGAAGCAAUCGACUUAAUAAAUAACCUACUCCAAGUGAAGCAGAGGAAGCGAUAUACAGUGGACAAGUCACUGAAUCAUUAUUGGCUGCAAGACUACCAAACCUGGUGUGACCUCAAGGAGUUGGAGAGACAAGUUGGAUGCAGAUACCUAACUCACGAGUCUGAUGAUGCCCGAUGGCAAAAUUAUCGCAAAGAGCAUGGGAGUAAUAAUGGGUCCACGAACGGACUUCCUUCAGCUUCUGACUCUUUGUCCACUAACCUUUCCAAGUUGCGUCUUUAGCAGCAGUACGAGAGAUUAUUUUAGUUUUAUUAAAUCACGGCCAACCGAGUCCUCCUUACCAAACACUUACAGCUGGAAGGAAAAUUCGAUUCCCGAUAUUCCUGAGGAGGUAGAAAACAAUUCGCCGUGGAGCAACUCCUCUUUAGUAUCGUCUCAAGGAGAUUUGCGUAUAAGACUUGUUUGUCGCGAUGAUUCGUCCACCUUUUUAUAGGAAAUAUACAUAUGGAUUUAUAAACUUGAGAUUUUUAUGCAUAUUUCUAAUAUUGCAUUGAUUUUAGUGGUGGCUAUUGGCCGUGAGUGAUUCAGAUUAUACAAAUAUAUACACAACAAAUUUCUCUAUUGUUUGUACACUGUAGUUUUAUAUGAAAGAAUACAACAGUGUCAGUAAUUACAUACAUCGUUCAACAAGAUUGAGAAACACUGCUUCGGGUCAUUUUCGAAUUUUUAACACCGCCAAGGUACCAAUAUUUACCUUGCAGCAACACAAAUUCAGUUCUCAAAAAUUUGAUAUUUUAGUACCAUGAAAUCUCAUUGAACGUGUGGGACCAUUUUUCAAGCUUGAAUGUUCCUUUUUAUAGUGUUCCCUACACUUUUUUAUACAUUCUAUCUCACGUCCUCCUGUAACCUUUUACGGCAGUAUCGCAAUUCCUUAUAACAUUGCUAAUUAUCUCGAACAAGGUGUAUAUUCGCAUAAAAAUGGUUUUAAAAAUAGUUACAAUAAGUCAAAUCGUUAGUUUAUUAGAAAACGGCAGAUAAAUAUCUAGGAUAAUGCAACAUUGGAUAAUAUUUUGUACUACUUCAAGAUUGAUUAUUUUAUAACGAAUGUAAAAAUUUUAAUGUUUCUGAAUAUUAAUACUAUUGUCAUUCCAUGAAAAUAAAAUAAAAUUUGUGACAUUGUAACUUUUGAACGAAA
Messenger RNA from Folsomia candida, 5226 nucleotides. It is a transcript of the gene PKD, whose product is annotated as serine/threonine-protein kinase D1. Lineage: Eukaryota; Metazoa; Arthropoda; Collembola; Entomobryomorpha; Isotomidae. The transcript has 35 exons. Gene Ontology annotation, molecular function: protein serine/threonine kinase activity; ATP binding. The record is from RefSeq and is a predicted model, not a curated record. Gene Ontology annotation, biological process: protein phosphorylation. Bases 1713 to 4313 code for a protein of 866 amino acids.